GACACACGGUAUCAAGGAGGCAGCCGAGGGCCAGUCAUCUCCUCACAUCUUUCAGCAUCUACCACAGUCCCCUUUAUCCGUCCUGUAUGGUGGAUAUUAUUUUCAGCUCUUCUUUCUUGGAUGAUAUGGGGGAUCAUUCCAAAAAGAAGCCAGGAAUCGCGAUGUGUGUAGGAUGUGGAAGUCAGAUCCAUGACCAGUACAUACUGAGAGUGUCUCCCGACAUGGAGUGGCACGCAGCCUGCCUGAAGUGCGCAGAGUGCAGCCAGUACCUGGACGAGUCCUCCACUUGUUUCGUCCGGGACGGCAAAACCUAUUGCAAAAGAGAUUAUGUAAGGCUGUUUGGAAUAAAAUGCGCAAAAUGCAACCUUGGAUUCAGCAGCAGCGACUUGGUGAUGAGAGCAAGGGAUAACGUCUACCACAUCGAAUGUUUUCGCUGCUCGGUGUGCAGCAGGCAGCUGCUGCCGGGAGACGAGUUCUCCCUGCGGGAAGAGGAGCUGUUGUGCCGGGCUGACCACAGCCUGCUGCUGGAGAGGAACUCCGCUGGAAGCCCCCUCAGCCCCGGACACAUCCACUCCAACAGACCGCACCUAGCAGCAGACCCGGUUUCGGUGCGGCAGGCCCCGCAUCGGAACCACGUCCACAAACAGUCGGAGAAGACGACGCGGAUCCGGACGGUGUUGAACGAGAAGCAGCUCCACACCCUGCGGACCUGCUACAACGCCAACCCGAGGCCCGACGCGCUGAUGAAGGAGCAGCUGACGGAGAUGACCAGCCUGAGCCCCAGGGUGAUCCGAGUCUGGUUCCAGAACAAGCGCUGCAAAGACAAGAAGAGGACCAUCCUGAUGAAGCAGAUGCAAUCGCAGCAUCACAGCGAUAAGUCUAUAAGCCUCUUCAAUCUUCAGGGCCUAACAGGGACACCUCUUGUGGCUGGGAGUCCUAUCCGACAUGAGAGCUCCAUGCAGGGAAACCCAGUGGAGGUUCAGACAUACCAGCCUCCAUGGAAAGCCCUUAGUGAGUUCGCCCUGCAGAGCGACCUGGACCAACCAGCCUUCCAACAACUGGUGUCAUUCUCUGAAUCGGGAUCUAUCGGAAACUCCUCGGGCAGCGACGUGACUUCUUUGUCCUCUCAGUUACCGGACACCCCUAACAGUAUGGUACCCAGCCCAGUGGAGACGUGAAACAGGGCCCCUCAGACCUGCAAGGACAAUUACAGCAUGAUCCCGGUCCCUGCAUGUGACCAGCUCAUCAUAUCGCCCAAACUACAGAGAGGAGAGUGUUUUUUAUUUCUUGACAUGGAGGAGAUGGAACCAAGAAAGCACUGAUUGAUUCCGAGUUUUUUUUUCGGGAGCUUUCAUUGACAAAAACUAAGCAGAACAAUUGUUGCAUGACUUAAUGGAGAAAGAUGUACAGAAGACCUCCCAGUGGAUAUACUACAAGAAACCUUCCCUCAAAAACUAAUUGGAAACAUUUCCGUGUCAGAUAGACAUUCUGCGAUUUUAUUGUGAUCAUAUUGUGUCUUGUUUCUUCAAUAUGAGAAAUGUUUGAUACAUUUAUUGCGUUGUCGAGUCCCGUUGACUCUUUGUCUUAAGGUCAGAGCAUGAUAAUCUGCAAAAAUAUUCGUGUUGUAAAAUACUUUAUCUUAAGGCCAGGUUGUUUGAGCUACUCGAACAAAAAGUAAAUUAUUGUUAUAUUAUUUAUUGUUAGGAGAGCGAUUCGUAAAGGGAUUAUUAACUGAUACAAAAUAAUAAUAAAAAACACGCUGAAUACUA
Gymnodraco acuticeps is the source of this 1769-nucleotide messenger RNA. Its product is annotated as insulin gene enhancer protein ISL-3. Gene Ontology annotation, molecular function: cis-regulatory region sequence-specific DNA binding; DNA-binding transcription factor activity, RNA polymerase II-specific. The transcript is spliced from 6 exons. The record is from RefSeq and is a predicted model, not a curated record. Gene Ontology annotation, biological process: positive regulation of transcription by RNA polymerase II; neuron fate specification; axonogenesis. Bases 87 to 1178 code for a protein of 363 amino acids. NCBI's taxonomy places the organism in Eukaryota, Metazoa, Chordata, Actinopteri, Perciformes, Bathydraconidae. Gene Ontology annotation, cellular component: nucleus.